This is a messenger RNA of Nematolebias whitei (Rio pearlfish), 2376 nucleotides long. Its product is annotated as collagen alpha-1(XXVIII) chain. NCBI's taxonomy places the organism in Eukaryota, Metazoa, Chordata, Actinopteri, Cyprinodontiformes, Rivulidae. The record is from RefSeq and is a predicted model, not a curated record. The transcript has 22 exons. Gene Ontology annotation, molecular function: serine-type endopeptidase inhibitor activity. Bases 1 to 2376 code for a protein of 791 amino acids.
AUGACUGAGGGUGAAUUGGGUCCCCCAGGUCGUCCCGGACCAGCUGGGCCAGAAGGAGUGGGCAUUCAGGGAGAAAAGGGAAUUGAAGGACCAAGAGGUCCACCGGGAGGCAGAGGACUUCCAGGGGAAGGUUUACCUGGACCUAAGGGAGACCAAGGCUUACCAGGAGAGCAGGGUGCUCCAGGGGAACGAGGCAUUGGUGAAUCUGGUCCAAAAGGAGAACCUGGAGCAUCAGGACUUGGUGGUCUACCUGGUCUUCCAGGGGAAGAUGGAGCUCCAGGCCAAAAGGGGGAGCCUGGUUUACCGGGUUUAAGAGGUCCUGAUGGGCCACAAGGAAUUGGCAUUCAAGGAGAAAAGGGCGACCAGGGUAUGAGGGGCAUCCGUGGACUACAUGGGCCUCCUGGGAUCCCAGGACCUUCUGGACCAAAAGGUGAACGUGGAAUUCCAGGCCCACAGGGCAUCCUAGGGCAGCCAGGACGGUCCAUAUCAGGUCCAAAGGGUGAAGCAGGUCCUCCUGGUCCUCCAGGUCCUAUCGGAGAAACAGGCCUUGGACUACCAGGUCCAAAGGGUGACCGUGGUCAUCAGGGUUUACCAGGUCCUCUUGGUCCAAAAGGUGAAGGCAUCCAAGGCCCCGAGGGUCCUCCAGGCUUACCAGGGUUACCAGGUGAGCCUGGAUCAGAAGGAGUGGGCAUCCCUGGUCCAAAGGGAGACGUUGGCUUUAGAGGAUUACCAGGUUUGCCCGGUCCACCUGGUGAGGGCUUACAGGGGCCACCAGGUAAUAUUGGGAGACCAGGACCUCUUGGUCCAGCUGGGCCUGCAGGACAAGGUAUUCAAGGGCCAAAGGGAGAACCAGGCUCUCAAGGUAUGACUGGACCCAGAGGGCCUCAAGGAGAGGGAUUUCCUGGACCUAAGGGAGACCGUGGAUUACAGGGUGAAAGAGGAUUGAAAGGUACAAAAGGAGAUAUGGGAGAUUCUGGAGUUCCUGGAGAAAUGGGGAGAUCAGGGACAAAAGGAGAACCAGGCCUCACCAAAGAAGAUGUUAUCAAGUUGAUAAAAGAAAUAUGUGGAUGUGGCAUCAAGUGUAAAGAAAGACCCAUGGAGCUUGUCUUCGUGAUCGACAGUUCAGAAAGUGUCGGUCCGGAGAAUUUUGAGAUCGUCAAAGACUUUGUCACAAGAUUGGUGGACAGAACCACCGUUGGACGAAACGCUACCAGAAUCGGGUUGGUUCUCUACAGUCUCGACGUCCAGUUGGAGUUCAACUUGGCUCGUUAUAUGAGCAAGGAGGAUGUCAAACAAGCUAUCAGAAAAAUGCUUUACAUGGGUGAGGGCACUUACACGGGGACUGCCAUAAGAAAAGCGACUCAGGAGGCCUUUUUCAGUGCCCGGCCUGGAGUUAGAAAGGUAGCUAUUGUCAUCACUGAUGGUCAGGCAGACAAACGAGAACCUGUCAAGCUCGACAUGGCGGUGCGAGAGGCUCAUGCUGCGAACAUUGAGAUGUAUGCUCUGGGAAUCGUGAAUUCUUCUGAUCCUACACAGGCUGAGUUUCUGCAAGAACUCAACCUCAUUGCCUCUGACCCAGACAGUGAACACAUGUACCUCAUUGAUGACUUCAAUACGUUGCCAGCACUGGAGUCUAAACUUGUGAGCCAGUUCUGUGAAGAUGAAAACGGCGCUCUUAUUUACAACCACAUCCCAAAUGGAUCCUGGAACAGCAACAAUGGGCUUGUUUUAAGUAAAAUCAGUGGUAAUGGGCACAUUGGCUCUGACAUUAAUCAUUAUAAUUUUGGAAACAAUGGAUACGGGAGUAGUCAUCAAGAAGAGAUGGAAAAUCAGAGACGAACCAACAGCAGGAGCCGAGGGGACACGUUCACGCUGCCAAUCAAAGCUGAUCCUCUACCACCUCAGGUGGUGGAAGAUGAAGAUGGUGAAGAUCUAGACAUAAGAGCACAUGUACGGACCGGUAGCAGUGUGUCUGCAGCCAAUGAAUCAGCUUUAUCACCUGUAAAAAAAAGCUCUGUUUUCAGUGAGACGGUCUCAACAUCCUCAUCAGCUGCAUCAUCAUCGCCAUCAUCAUCAUUGCAAUCCACACCUAUAACUCUUUUGUCCACACUGGGCUCUGAUUCAUCUUCAGACUCUAAUCAGCUGCAGCCAUUUAUGAAUUUAGACUUGCCUAAAGAGGUCCGUCCUCCUAAUCCCAGCUGCGAUCUCACUAUAGACCAAGGGACCUGUCGAGACUACGUAAUCCGCUGGUACUACGACAAACAAGCCAACGCCUGCGCUCAGUUUUGGUUCGGAGGCUGUGGAGGAAAUGAAAACCGCUAUGAAACUGAAGAUGAAUGCAGGGAGGCUUGUGUUGUUGCCAGAACAGCUGGAUAA